ACACACACACACACACACACACACACACUACUGGGAGGGAAAUAACAGGAUUAUGGGGAUCUGAGGCGCAGACGGAUCCGGUGUCACACGAGGAGAGGGAUUAGGAUCUCCGCGUUCGGUCCUCCGCGCGCCGUGAUGGGGAUAGACCGGCGGCGGAGAGCGUCGCUGGCUCUCACCUUGAACUUCCUCGCGCUCUUUCUGGCCGUGUCGGCUCUCACCACGAGCUACUGGUGCGACGGCACGCGGAAGGUGGUGAAGCCGCUGUGCACCGGGCCGGUCAUCGCCAAGCAGUCGUUCUGCAUCCGGUUCAACAGCUCCAACAUGAACGACACGCGGCUCGUGCAGUACAUCUGGGAGACCGGAGAGGACAAGUACGUGAUGAGGAAGUUUCACACCGGGAUCUGGUUCUCCUGCGAGCAGAACAUCAAUAUGUCCGGGGAGAAUUGCAGAAGUUUCAUUUACGUCGCUCCUGAAAACGAGAGAGGCGUGCUGUGGCUGUGCAUCGUAGCAGAGUGCCUGUACAUCCUCCUGCUGGCCACCGGGGGCAUCCUCAUGUCCAUCGAGGUGUGUCACUUUGGGAACGUCAUUGACGGCCUCAAGCUCAACGCCUUCGCCGCCAUAUUCACCGUGCUCUCAGGUCUCCUGGGUAUGGUGGCCCAUAUGAUGUUCACCACGGCCUUCCAGUUGACCGUCAGUCUGGGUCCAGAGGACUGGAAACCUCAGAGCUGGGACUACAGCUGGUCCUACAUUUUGGCAUGGAGCUCCUUCACGGCCUGCAUGGCGUCCUCGGUCACCACCAUCAACCGCUACACCAAAACCAUCCUGGAGUUCAAGCACAAGCGCAGGAACAUCGAGAAGAACCUAAAGAUCAAACAGAAGCUUCUGGAGCUGGACUCACCUGAGCAGGUGUGGGACAUGUACAUCAGCUCUGUGCCGAGCACCGCCGAGGAGCUGCUCGACCUGUCGUCCAACGGCCGAAAACUCUCCAACACCUCCAUCUUCUUAGACCUCAACGACCUGCCCGAUGCGCAGGGGGAGGAGUACUGCUAGAGGAACAGCCUGGUUAAACAUUGGCAGGUGUAAACAUCUUCAGGUGUAAACAUCAGUGGGUCAUUGUCAGGUUCAAUGUGAGACGAUUAUGUAACUCCUGUAAACAACAUGAGACCACGGCUGAGAGAAGGUUAUUUAAAAUAGCUAAACAUUAGUUAGUGUGUCAUUAGUAAAUAAAUCAAUGUAAACUCCAUCCCAUUAAUAUGAUCCUGAUUUCUGCAGCUUGAUGAUCCAGUAGAUGUCAUUAUUGAGCACCAGCAUGAAACCAAAACAAACUGCAGUUUGGCCACACCUCCUCCAUAGUCAAGUGCAAGCGGCGACAAAAUCAUCCUCUUCUCGAGCUGCAAUCAUCUGUGUCCUGCGUUGUUGUGUUAGCAUGCUAAUGUUAGCGCUCUUUAGUUAGCUCGUAGCUUCACACUGCAUUUUAAUUAACACAGAAUGAUCGUGAUCUAAAAACUCUUACUAACAUUCAAAUAAUCAGUGAGUACGUUCUUCUUCUUUUCUCUAGUCCUUGAC
This is a messenger RNA of Labrus bergylta (ballan wrasse), 1566 nucleotides long. It is a transcript of the gene gsg1l2b, whose product is annotated as gsg1-like 2b. Lineage: Eukaryota; Metazoa; Chordata; Actinopteri; Labriformes; Labridae. The record is from RefSeq and is a predicted model, not a curated record. Gene Ontology annotation, cellular component: plasma membrane.